GCCACCGCCCAGAGUUCUCCAUGCGCGCUCUUUGGGGCUGACCACUGAUAAGGAGCGAGGGAGCGGUGCGAGAGGCCUGGAGAGGAGGAGAGUGCUGCGCUGUUUGCUUUUCUUUGCUGUGCCGUUCCUCCUUCAUCGGCCUGCUCGGUCGCUCGACCGCUCUACCGCUCGACCGCUCGGCGUUCUGCUCUUACACGGCUCGCAUUUAAUUUUAAUUCGUCGCCUGCCCUGCUGACAGCGACAUCGGUUGCGUCUCGCCAAAAAGUGAUUUGCCGCUCCCGCGAUUUGGAAGCAAGCGAAGCAAGCCAUCGGGAAAGGAGCCGCGGAGCUGGCGAAGUCAGUGGUAGAAGCACCGUUAAACGUUAUUGCCGUGCAGUGUGACCGAGUGUGCAUUCGCCGCAAGGACAUAUAACAACAUAUCGAGUGUGGCCAGUUGCCAAGGACCCUGUGCGAUCGAAUUCGCAUUCAUUCAGUUUUAUUGACGCCCCUUCGAUCCGUAAUCUCGACGAUUGGAAAACUGCAAUUGUAACGCGAGCAAUACAAACUGUCAACAAAGUCGUAAAUUCGCACACUGCGGCAGUAAAGUGAAGCAAUCGAGGGGAAAAUCGCAAAAGAGUGCAGGCAGCAACAGAGUAAUUACCAAAUAACAGGCGAAAGGUGUUUCUGCAACAUGAGCUGCUGGCUUUAAGGAGCCCAUCCAUCAGCAGCAGCAACAGCAACAGCAACAGCAGCAGCAGUUGCCACAUCCAGGCAGCAGGUGCAACCGGAGCGGAGACCCACUUGCAGGUCAAGGUUCUUCCGGAGAGCAGAGCAAUCAGCCCAGGGCGACACCGACAACAUGGUGCACGGACCGCCGGCUCGCAGAAAAUCACAGCAGCAGCAUGAGGCCUGCGAGAUGGACAUGGAGCGACAGCCCACUCCGCCGGAUGGCGGAUGGGGAUGGGUGGUGGUCUUCGGCUCCUUCAUGAUACACAUAGUCACCGAUGGCAUGACCUACUCCUUUGGCAUCUUCUACAAAGAGUUCCUGGACUACUUCAACGAGGGCAAAGGUUACACAGCAUGGAUUGCCUCCAUAAUGGUGGGCGUGACCUUCUCUUCGGGACCGAUCAGUUCGUCGUUCGUGAACCGAUAUGGCUGCCGUGCGGUGACCAUCGCGGGCUCCAUUUUGGCCGCCAGCUGCAUCAUCGUGAGCAUGUUCGCCCAGAAUGUCCUCACGCUGAUCAUCACGAUCGGUUUCGGAACGGGCUUGGGCUUCGGGCUCAUCUACCUGCCGGCCAUCGUGAGUGUGACGCAGUACUUUGAGGCCAAGAGAUCCCUGGCCACGGGAAUCGCUGUCUGUGGCUCCGGAUUCGGCACCUUCGUCUUCGCCCCGCUCACGGAGUUCCUGAUCGGCCACUACGGUUGGCGUGGGGCAAUGCUGAUUAUCGGCGGCAUCGUGCUGAACUGCAUCAUCUUUGGCGCCAUGUUCCGACCGCUGAAACUGGAGGCACCGCCGCAGACGCCGCCGAACACGCCGAGCACACCCAAGCUGGGCAAGAAGUCGGCCAUCAUCGACCAGAACACCACGUCGGCGGAAUUGGAGCCACUCAAGAUCCAGCCCAAGGAUCAGUACCUGCAGCUGCCGCAGCGCACGGACACUCCGGUCUCGGGUGGUGCCCUCUGUCGGUCCAACAGCGUUGGCCACAACCUCAAGCCCAGUCUGAACAACAACUCGAACGGCGCCGUCAAUGGGCAGGGACCCACCUUGGUGACCCCACCGCAGGCGGUGGUGAAGAGCACCAGCAACGACGACAUCGCCCGCAAGUGCCACAGCCAGUUGCAGCUGACUCCUCUGAAGGACGCCCAUCGCGAGCGGAGUGCCAGUGGCACCAUGUACCGCCCGGAUGCCCUCUACCAGGGCUCCCUCCACAACCUACCCGACUAUGUGAGCUCCCGGAACGAUCUAAGCCGCUCCAUGUCCGGUUCCGGCGUUAUAAAGCGCUACGGGUCCCUUCGCCAGAGCAACAACGUGUCGCAGAGUCAGGAGGAGGCCAAGUGCUGCGGCUGCAUCACUUGCUCCAAGGAGACCCGCGACACAUUCGCCGAGAUGAUGAACUUCUCGCUGCUCAAGGACAUGGUCUUCGUGAUCUUCUCCGUGUCCAACUUCUGCACGAGCAUUGGCUUCAACGUGCCGUACCUGUAUGUGGUCGCCUACGCGGAGACCCUGAAGCUCAGCAAGACGGAUGCCAGCUUCCUGAUAUCCACGAUUGGCGUGGCCAACACAGUGGGCCGCAUAAUCCUGGGCUACAUAUCGGACAAGCCGUGGGUGAACCGCCUCCUGGUCUACAACGUCUGCCUCACCGCCUGCGGAAUUUCCACUGCCAUGGUGCCGCUGUGCCACGACUUCCAAUCCCUGGCUUUCUACUGCUGCGUGUUCGGCUUCACGAUCGGCGCCUACGUGGGCCUGACCUCGGUCAUCCUGGUGGACCUGCUGGGUCUGGACAAGCUGACCAACGCCUUUGGCCUGCUGCUGCUCUUCCAGGGCAUCGCCAGCUUCAUCGGUCCGCCCAUUGGAGGCUGGAUGUACGACCUGACCGACUCGUAUGCGCCGGCCUUCCUGAUGGCCGGACUCAUGAUCGCCAUCAGCGGCCUGGUGAUGUUCGCCAUUCCGCCGCUGCAGCGCCUGCAGGCCCGCAAGUCGGAGCCGAAGGCCCACACCGAGCACCUGGCCCUUAGUUAGUAGUUCACCCGCCACACCCACCCACCCACUGUUUAUGCCCACUCCAUGUUUUUUUGUUUUUUUUUCUACUCUUACUGUAACUCUAGAUACGUACUGAUGCACACGACACUUGGUUAGAUUAAGUCCUAGACCUAGGCCAGCCAUGUAUGCUACGGCAUAUGCGAUUAUUUAUGUGCAGGCAACUGUCACCCCCCCUGCCCCCUGCCCCACUCCUGUCCCCCGCGCCAUGACCCCUGACCCCGAGCAUGCAAAUGUACGCCUAUAAGUACGAGUACAUGUGGUAUGUGCCCAUACCAAAUUAUUGUUAUUCUAUUAUGACUGUAUGCCUGUGCGUGUGUCCGUCUGUUUAUACGCCAUUAAAGAAAGCUUUUGUCUUUUGUACCACAACAGAGAACCACAAAAGUCCAUUUGGAAAUCGAUUGGCUGAAAGCCACAUGCCCUUGGCAGUGGGCUAUACUCGUUUGAAUAUGAAAUGUAAGUGGCUGGUAAGUGGCGUUGUACUUGGAACCAUCUCUCUUUUUACCUUCACAGCGAGGUACGGGCUCUAGAAGUCUACGUGUAUGCGCUUUUUAAUUAUCCCCAGCAAUGCAAUGGAUCAUACAUGUGCCGUAAAUCACACGGCG
This is a messenger RNA of Drosophila erecta, 3342 nucleotides long. It is a transcript of the gene Mct1, whose product is annotated as monocarboxylate transporter 12. The transcript has 9 exons. Lineage: Eukaryota; Metazoa; Arthropoda; Insecta; Diptera; Drosophilidae. The coding region runs from base 839 to 2719 and encodes 626 amino acids. The record is from RefSeq and is a predicted model, not a curated record. Gene Ontology annotation, molecular function: monocarboxylic acid transmembrane transporter activity. Gene Ontology annotation, biological process: monocarboxylic acid transport; transmembrane transport.